AUGGAAAGUAAUUAUACCGGUGGCAGACUGCGGAGGGGAACACAUCCGGCGAAGCAAUGUGUUGUCGGCUACGAAGUCGACACGGCGCGCACGUACCCAGGCGAAACGCAAGGGCAGUCCCUGGAUAUCUUCUACGAGGCCAUGUGCAGUGCAGCGACAUCAGCGCAGCGCCCGCAACAUCGCAACACAGCCCAUCUCCUGCUUCCGCGCCACGGUCGGGAAAUCAUCCUCGACCACCCGCUCGCAGGCGGCAAGGACAGCAUCCUGCUUGGCGUCAGCAGCCUCGCCUCGCUCCAGAGAAAUCUGGCGAUGGUGGAGGCGAGUCCGUUGCUGGAGGUGGUCGAGGCACUGGACCAGGCAUGA
Molecule: messenger RNA, 363 nt
Organism: Penicillium canariense
Lineage: Eukaryota; Fungi; Ascomycota; Eurotiomycetes; Eurotiales; Aspergillaceae
Exons: 2
Coding region: 1-363 (120 amino acids)
Source: RefSeq, a predicted model, not a curated record